Messenger RNA from Manis pentadactyla (Chinese pangolin), 748 nucleotides. Its product is annotated as group XIIB secretory phospholipase A2-like protein. Gene Ontology annotation, cellular component: extracellular region. Gene Ontology annotation, biological process: cholesterol homeostasis; triglyceride homeostasis; arachidonate secretion. Gene Ontology annotation, molecular function: calcium ion binding; A2-type glycerophospholipase activity. The transcript has a single exon. Lineage: Eukaryota; Metazoa; Chordata; Mammalia; Pholidota; Manidae. The record is from RefSeq and is a predicted model, not a curated record. The coding region runs from base 170 to 595 and encodes 141 amino acids.
UCAUUCAUGAAAAUAAACAAAUGGACAAUAAACAUAGAGUAUAAAAUCUCAGGAGUGUUGUAGAUAACUGCAGUUCUGCCUGUCAUCUAGCUGGUGGGCUGUGUACCUGGACUUCUUAGGACACUGGCUGAGCUUUGAAGAAAGACCUCAGCACCUACCUGGCUACAGGAUGAAGAUGGCCACUGGCUUCUUGAUUUUGUGGCUUAGCCUGGCGAGUGGCCUGACUCAGAGUGACACCAGCCCUGAUGCAGAGGAGUCUUAUUCUGAUUGGGGUCUUCAGCACAUCACGGGCAGCUUUGAAUCUGUCAACAGCUACUUUGAUUCCUUUCUGGAGCUGCUGGGAGGGAAAAAUGGAGUCUGUCAGUACAGGUGCUGGUACAGAAAGGCACCAAGGCCCAGACCUGGCUACAAGCCAGAGGAACCCAAUGGCUGCAGCUCCUAUUUUCUGGAUCUCAAGGUACCAGAAAAUAUGGACCUGGGCAUUCCAGCAAUGACCAAGUGCUGCAACCAGCUGGAUGUCUGCUACGACACCUGCAGUACCAACAAGUAUCGCUGUGAUGCAAAAUUCCUAUGGUGCCCACCCUAUCCACUCUGACCUUAAGCAGAGUCUGGGCUUUGUCUCCAACGUGGAAGCCUGUGAUUCUCUGGCUGAUACUGUGUUCAAUACUGUAUGGACCUUGGGCUGCUGACCCUUUAUGAAUAGCCAAUGGACAGCCUGCAUCUGUGCAGAAGAGGAGAGAGAAGAGUU